GAUUAUUUAUUUGUUUCCUCUCUUUCCUCUGUCUGAGCUGACAGGCAGCGACAACGUGCUCCAUCUCUCGGUGUCGGUGGGAAGUUGUUGCCCCUCGGUUUCAUCUGAGCUCCUUAUUCUCUCCCGUUUCUCAGACUUGUCCCGCCUCUUUUGCCGAGUCUCACCAGCAGCAGCUGCCCUCAUGUUAAAGUUCGCCGUCCCCGGAAACAUGAACACGUUGGCGACCAGGUUCGACCUCAAGUGGAUGAGUUUCACCUUGAGGCAACCUCGGCUACCAGCUGCGACAGCUCCCAGGGUGCAGUUCUCCAGCCUCCCUCCAGAACCUGUGAUCCCCUCGAAGAAGCCUUUCAAAGUGGAGCUCGUUGGUGGAAAGCGUUACUCAUGGUGCACCUGUGGCCACAGUAGGAAACAGCCUUUCUGUGACGGAGCCCACAAGUUGAAAGCCCCAGGCCUGUCACCGCUACGUUUUGUCCCAGAGAAGGACUCUUCAGUUUGGUUGUGUGGAUGCAAAUACACGAACAACCCACCUCACUGCGAUGGCACGCACAAGCAGGACUUCAUUGUGUCUGCCACACUACAUGAGCAAACUGACUCGUAAAACAAGCAGUAUCAUUGCAAUUAUUGCUGUGCCGUCAAGUGUGUGGUGGAGGGAGCGCUGUGUAUAGUACUGCGUGUGUGUGUAAAUGGGUGAAUGUGACUUGUAGUCUAAAGUGCUUUGAGUGGGUCAAUACGACUAGAAAAGCUCUAUACAUAUAUAUAUAUACAUUUACCAUUUUUUGGGGGGGGGGAUCAGUGCAAUAAAUGAAGCAACACACAUGACAUGAUCAACCAUGCCAUGUCUGAAUAUUGUCAGUGGGAUGUAUUCUGGAAAUAUUUUUUUAAAGACCUAGGGAAUGGUGUUAUUGGAGAAACUGUAAAUGUAGACGUUUAACACUAACGUGUGAAUGAAGCGAUGUAUAAAUUAAUCCCAUAGACAGUGAGAAAUCCAUGGCUCCUACACUCUUCUCAGAUAAAGCUUUAACAUCUGAUUCAUGGAAUGCCAUAGGUUUCUCUUUUAACCUUUGGGAUAUGUUAUUUAUGCUUGUCUUUUUUUUACAUUAAAUGUACAGUAAAUACACUGAACUGUUAGGUAGACCUACUAGUAAAUAAUUGACUAUCAGAUCCACAAAUAAAGGCUUCUCUUUGUAA
Scophthalmus maximus (turbot) is the source of this 1188-nucleotide messenger RNA. Its product is annotated as CDGSH iron-sulfur domain-containing protein 3, mitochondrial. The record is from RefSeq and is a predicted model, not a curated record. NCBI's taxonomy places the organism in Eukaryota, Metazoa, Chordata, Actinopteri, Pleuronectiformes, Scophthalmidae. Gene Ontology annotation, molecular function: 2 iron, 2 sulfur cluster binding. Bases 182 to 598 code for a protein of 138 amino acids. The transcript is spliced from 3 exons. Gene Ontology annotation, cellular component: intracellular membrane-bounded organelle.